Molecule: messenger RNA, 6180 nt
Organism: Lytechinus variegatus (green sea urchin)
Lineage: Eukaryota; Metazoa; Echinodermata; Echinoidea; Temnopleuroida; Toxopneustidae
Product: ATP-binding cassette sub-family G member 4-like
Exons: 14
Coding region: 964-3468 (834 amino acids)
Cellular component (GO): plasma membrane
Molecular function (GO): ATP hydrolysis activity; ATP binding; ABC-type transporter activity
Source: RefSeq, a predicted model, not a curated record
UGCAUUCAAUAGAUUAUAAAUCUCCUUCAUUCAUAUUUCUUUUCAUCUAUACAAUAAAAAAGGUGUUCUAUGAAAGAUAUAGUCUUUUUUCAGAAAGCAAAAUAUAACCAUACGAGUUUAAAUUAUGUGCACGACAUUUGCCUGCGAAAACAUAAAAUGUUCAGCUCUUUGAACGUUUAUGUUUUCGAUCAGCUGUAGCGCCAAGCUCGCGCUAGAUGCGAUCUACUCCAGGCUGCCACCACAGCUGUGGUAUAUUCAUGCAUGUGUCACACGCUGAGUUGAGAGCAGCAGAGCAUCACCGGGAUUUUUUAAGCUUGGGACAAAUAAUUGAUGAAGACUUCUGAUCACAAACUCCAACUCAUAAAUGGGCAACCUUCAUGGAUGACACUCUUGCCUUUUUGGAAGCCCAUGUGAGAACUGGUUGAAUCAAAGAUUUCAAUCAUAUCGGUGAUAUCUUCAUAUUUCAAACUUUCUUAUGAAGCAACUAUUAAAGCUAGUGAGGCAUAUUAGGAGAGGGCGCCAUGUCAGGUAAAUGUACUUUGAUCGUACCCUGGAAUUGAUGUGUGCUGUCAUCAUGCAUAAUGAGUCGGUCGAUGAAUGUCAAUUUUGAUGGAGCACCAUAAAAAAUCUUUUGCAAGAUAUCUUACGUCUUUGUGAAGGUGUUGACAAAAUGAGCGAGGAGUUUUUAUCACCACCAGGGAAGUUCAGUUCAGGUCAUUAAUAUCUUGUCAAGGGCUUUCAUCUUGUGUUCUUUCAAUUCAGCAGAAGAUGUAGAUUUACCUUGAAUUGGUUUAGAAUUGUUAAGAACUCUGCAGCAAGGAGAAGAAGUUGCACGUUGUGAAUGAUUCACACAGCUACUCUAGUUUUGUAUCCCCAUCAAGUGCGAUUAAUCACCAUCACUGCCAAGCUCUUCUUUUGUGACUGUUUGCCGAGAGAGAUUUAUCGAGGCUAAAAGCAAACACCAUGGAGGCCAGGAGGAAGAUACCCCACGAUGCGAAGCCCGAGUCCGUCAUUAUCGAUGUUCAGUCAGACUCGACGGACGGUUACAGCCAGCUGAAUGAGGACAUACUGGAGGAGUGUGGGAAUAGCAUCACCGACUCUGAUUCUAACUCUAGCAUCGUCCACUCAGUCAUUGUUGUAGACCAAGCCUGUAGCACCCUUGACAGGACCAAACGGACCAGUCCUCAAGCUGAUCCGGACGUUCUGGUCCAGUCGGUGAAGACUCUUACAACACAGAUCAAAGCGUUGACGGACAACACAAAACAGCUGGCACUGGAGGGCUUGUCGCUGCGGAACGAGCUUGAGAGGGUGGCGGAUCAGGUAGAUCAAGCAGAGAAGUCAGAUGAACUCACAAAGCUCCUUGCUGUAGAGAAGCUGAAGAAACAGUUGACCUUCGGUCCAGGAAGAGGAAGUGAUCAAAAGAGGAAAGGUCAAGGAGAUCAACCCAGUGGAUCUGAGAUGGACCAUGCAAUUGAACUGCAAGAGAGGAAAUCCCCAGAGCUUGUUCUAUCCGCUGGGCCAAGCCCCAUGGCUACCCUCAAGAAGUACGAAGCCAGGACGCCGGACACCCAACGCCUGACCAACCUACCCAGUAGACCACCGGUCAAACUAGAGUUUGAAGAUAUCACGUACAGCGUCCAGGUCGGCGGGAGCUGCUGUAAGAGGCAAAGAGAAUGCAAGACGAUAUUAAAUGGUCUAUCUGGCUGUUUUCUACCCGGUGAAUUGAUCGCUAUCAUGGGACCGUCCGGAGCAGGGAAAUCAUCAUUCAUGAAUGUAUUGGCUGGAUACAAAACUACAAUGACCAAGGGAACAGUGUUGGUGAAUGGAGAGAUUCGUGAUCCCCAGUUGUUCAGAAGAAUGUCUUGUUAUAUUAUGCAAGACAGUCACUUGUUACCACAUCUUACCGUGAGGGAGGCCAUGUAUGUCGCAGCCGGGCUGAAACUCCCUCGCAGAAUGAAAUGGAGCGAGAAGAAGGUUGCGAUUGAUGAGAUUAUGACCCUGCUUGGUCUUAUGGAAUGUGCUAAGACCAGGACCUCUCAGAUCUCUGGAGGCCAGACAAAGAGACUUGCCAUAGCCCAGGAACUGGUCAACAACCCGCCCAUCAUGUUCUUUGAUGAACCUACCAGUGGCCUUGAUAGCUUGUCAAGUCUGACAUGUGUUAAACUCCUGAAGAGCUUAGCCCAUGGAGGGAGAACAGUUAUCUGUACGAUCCACCAGCCUAGCGCCAAACUCUUUGAGAUGUUUGAUAAGCUCUAUAUUUUAGGAGAAGGCCACUGUUUAUACAGAGGGACGGUAUCUAACCUGGUUCCUUACCUACAUUCCAUGGGUUUCGUAUGCCCUCCAUAUCAUAACCCGGCGGAUUUUGUCAUAGAACUUGCCUCUGGUGAAUAUGGCACAGCCGUGGAGCAACUAACCAAAGCAGUAGAGGACGGAGAAUGUGAGAGGUUUAGUAGUCACACCAGCCAGUCAUCGAUACAGGGGGCAUGCGGGGGCGUGGCCGUUGCUAAUGGCAACUCACACACCAACAACGGCAUGGCGACGGUGGUGAUUCAGGAACCGGAUGGGAUCAGCACCAAAAUAACGACAGCAGAGAACAAAUUACCAGACUUUUUGACAACAAGUUUUGGAACAGAUGUCUUCAUGCAGUUCUGGGUUCUAUUCAAGAGAACGUUCAUCACCAUCUUCAGGGAUCCUACUCUGACUCACACCCGAUUCUCCUCACAUGUAGUAAUAGGGGUCUUAAUCGGUCUGCUCUAUCUUGAUAUCGGUGACGAUGCAGGCAAGGCAUUCAACAAUGCCGGCUUCUUGUUUCUUUCUAUGCUCUUUCUCAUGUUUUCUGCAAUGAUGCCUACAGUAUUAUCAUUUCCACUUGAGAUGAAUGUAUUAAUCCGAGAGCAUCUCAAUUACUGGUACAGCCUCAAAUCGUAUUACAUCGCUAAAAUGAUGGCCGAUCUACCAUUCCAGAUCUUAAUGCCUGCUGUAUACUGUACAAUCGUCUACUGGAUGACGGGGCAGCCUUCAGAUGGCGGUAGAUUCCUGUUAUUCAUCUCCAUGGCAAUAUCAACGUCACUAGUGGCACAGUCGUUAGGAUUAAUUAUAGGUGCAGGGCUGCCUUUAGAGGUGGCUGUGUUUGUAGGUCCAGUCUCUAGCAUUCCCAUCCUCCUCUUCUCCGGAUUCUUUGUCACUCUGGAGAACAUCCCUAGUUACCUCCGUUGGAUGAGCUAUGGAUCCUUCGUCCGCUACUCCUACGAGGGGGUGAUGAUCUCCGUCUACGGUCUCGAUAGAGGCCCCAUUCCCUGCAAGAGCCAGGACCACUGUAUAUUCGAGACCGCCCAGGACAUUCUCGAUGAGCUGGACAUCGGCUCGGACAACCUCAAAUUGGACUUUGGCGUUUUGGCCGUCUUUUUCAUCGUUCUGCGGGUCAUAUGUUAUUGCAUUCUGAGGAUGAAGGUCAAGAGACUCUUCUAGGCAAGCAAUCGUCCAUUAUUUAUAUUCCAAGUUUGUUUCCAAAAAGAUUUUAUGAAAAUUGAGAAAAGUCAUCAAGAUACUCCUUGUAUGGGUAUUUCUUGUAUUGUCCAUGCAUUUGAAGGUUCCAUGUCAAUGCCAGUGAGAGGAACAUCUGUAUUUAGUAUUUUGUUUGUUAUUCUGCUUUUUUUCUUUCUUUUACCAAUAUCGGUUCACUACACAAGAUUUUGUGUUUUUCACAAGACUGCACCUGUGCAGUGAAUGACUGGAGAAGAAGAACAAAAUUUACUUCAUUAAGGCAUAUUUCUUCAUAAGAACCUAAGCCUUAGUCCUUUACAGAUACUUCCAUGCUGUUUAUGAUGUCGUUGAUGCUAGUAAGUAGUCAUUCAACUAGUAUUUUAAGUAAUCAAUUCCUCUACUUCUCAGUAUGUACAUGUAUAAGCGUUCGAGCAAAUGUAUUUCUCAGACUUUUAUUAAAUGUGACAGUUUUUGCUGCCCUGUAAUUUUGCACUCUAUGCAAAAAUGUAGAAAUACAUCCAUGCAACACUUGUUCGUCACAAUUCACCCAUUACCAUUAAACAUCUUUUUUUUAGAUAUCUCUCAGUUUUGAUGAUAUUUAAUUCUUUAUAUCUUUUUGAGGAGAUAAAUUACCAGGCUACAUCCUGCUAUUAAAACAAUAUGUGCUGGCUUUGCUAACUUCAUCAAACCUUAUUUGAUGUUUAUGAGAGAAUGUCUUUCUACACUGCUUUAAGUAUUAUGUUGUAGUUAAAGAAGUAGUAAGUUUGAAACAUAUAUGACCAAAAAGCUGAAAUCUGAUUACCUCUAAUACGUUAUAUAAACCUGUGAAAAUUUCAGGUUCAGGAGUUUAUGUCUUUUUUUAAAGUCAUUUGAUGUUUUUAUUUCAUUGGUAUGAUUUGAAAUUGCAUAAUCAUCUUGUCAUUUGAUAAUUAUUUAUAAUAGAAUGUUCGGUUGAGCAUGGGGAAACUAAAGUCCCACCCCUCCCCCCUUUGAAUAAAUAUUUCAAAGUUUGUACUGCAGCCCAUGUGAUGUGGAGUUGUCUCCUAUUAUUCCUAUUGAGCCAAACAAAGCAUACACACAAUUGCCCCCUCCCUCUUAGCAGGUCGCAUAUUAUAAAUGAGAGAAAAAAAUUAUCUAGAAUGCAUUCUGCUAUUCCUUUAUGUUCUUUCAACAUAACCCUAUCUUACAUGUAUAAAAGUCCCAGUGUUGCAUUUGAUAAAAUCUACAUGCUAACUAAAAUAUUAAAGCAUAGGGUGCAGAUCAUGGAAUUUCUAUAAUGCAGUUCAUGUUAUCACCAUUUUACACCUUUCCCCAUUCAUAUAUAUUGCCCUCAUCUUAGACUCAGGCCAAUAUGAUUCCAUUGGAGUCAAUAUAUAUGAUGUUUCCCUCAAGACCAGUCAAUAUUUUAUUCAUGUAAAUAUCCCCAGGCUGAAUCUACAUGUAUUUCAUUGUAAUAUCACAUUUUUAUAUUGACACCACCUGAGGCAAUUCUCCAUUUGUUGGUGUUUAUAUCAUGUUAUAUUGACUGCUAGCACAUGCAAUAUUUCUUUGUAUACACAUGCUUUUGUAAUAUGUUCACUGUGCAAUAUGAAUUAGUUUGUGAUAAAUAUUGAAGGAUAUUUUUUUUAUAUUGGUACUAGUUUGAACAAACUCUAAUAUAACAUGUAUCAAUUUUUUUUAUUGACAUCACUUUGGUAACAGGCUAUUUGCAAAAACACCCUUUUGCAAAUUUACAACCCCCGCAGGCUGUAAGGAGAGAGUAUAUUGUUUCUAAUGAUAUUGAUUAGAAUAAACUCUGGAAUUGUCACAUAGAUCAAUAUUGUAUGUUGACAUGAUAUUUGUUUUUUUACAGGAUAUUUGUAAUAAUCGUUUUCUUAAUUGAAACAUAUACUUUAUCAGAUAUCAAGAGGCUUUUAUUUCUUUUGAUACGAGUAAACUCUAAUACUGUUAUACCAGUAAAUAAAUGUUUAUUGACAACAUAUGUGGCUGCAGGCUAUUUGCAAUAAUCCUUUUGUAAAUUAUCAAGUCCUGUGUGAAAUAAAAUAUAGUAUAUAGAAAAAAAAUUGUUUCUAUUGAUACUAGUGAAAAUCAAUCUCCAAUAUUGAAAUACAAGUAAGUUUUUUAAAUAUUGACACCACCCUGCUUUCCGGCUAUUUGCUGUCACAAGCCCUUUGAAAAGUUACAACUCUAUUAUGCUACAAUAUUGCUGUUUUAUAUGUAAAAAUAGAGUAUCAAUAUUCAGUGAGUUAACUUAAAUAAAGUUAUUGAUAAGUUCAAGAUUGAUAUUGCUCUGUGUCAAAUGCCACAAAACAAUAUUAAAAAUAUAUUUCUUGGAGAGCAGGACUCUCUUUGAUUAAAAGAUUCCAUUUACAACUUUCUCUAGUAUUGUCAGAAUACCAUCUCUGCACCUACAUUUUAUUCUUAUCCACAUAGUUAAAGGUUUCAUUUUUUUAAUUAGUCAAUUGCUAGAUCAUGUGAUUACAGAUAGUUUGGUUUUUGUAUGUCUGUUUGUUUUGCAUCUUUCAAGGCUUAGAUGUGUGGAAAAAAGUGUAAUAUCGUAAGAUUGCAGCUUAUAUACUUGAUUAGAGUGUGCUAGUGCAUUAAGUAAAAUGUCAUUCCAAAUACACUUACUCGUAGCCAUUCCUUGGAAACUAUAAAUUCCCAUAUCUCCUUUUGCCAUCGUAAGAUGUGUAGUGG